CCCUGAAACUGCGGCCUUCCUGCCGCCGCCGCAGCCGCCGGUCCCGCGUGCCAUGGCGCUCUUCGAGCAGAUGCGGGCGAACGUGGGGAAGCUGCUGAAAGGCAUCGACAGGUAUAACCCAGAGAACUUGGCUACACUGGAGCGCUAUGUGGAGACCCAAGCUAAGGAGAAUGCCUAUGACCUGGAGGCGAACCUGGCUGUUCUCAAACUGUAUCAGUUUAAUCCUGCCUUCUUCCAAACCACAGUGACGGCCCAGAUCCUCUUGAAAGCGCUGACCAACCUGCCUCACACAGACUUCACGCUCUGCAAGUGUAUGAUCGACCAGGCUCAUCAAGAGGAGAGACCAAUCCGUCAGAUCUUAUACCUGGGCGAGCUGCUGGAGACCUGCCACUUCCAAGCAUUCUGGCAAGCAUUGGAUGAGAACAUGGAUCUCCUGGAUGGGAUCACUGGAUUUGAGGAUUCUGUAAGGAAAUUCAUCUGCCAUGUGGUGGGGAUAACGUAUCAGCACAUUGACCGCUGGCUUCUGGCAAAGAUGUUGGGUGACCUCACAGACAACCAGCUGAAGUCCUGGAUGAGCAAGUAUGGAUGGACGGAGACGGAGCCUGGGACAAUCUUCAUCUGCAACCAGGAGGAGAGCAUCAAACCCAAAAACAUUGUGGAGAAGAUAGACUUUGACAGCGUCUCCAGCAUCAUGGCCUCUUCGCAGUGAGGCGGUUUCUACCAGCAGUUCUUCCUCAUCACCCUGCUGCAUUUAUUUUAAUGUUUCCAAGAGUGCGGCCAAUAAAUGACUCUAACCGGCCUCUA
This is a messenger RNA of Elgaria multicarinata webbii, 804 nucleotides long. It is a transcript of the gene EIF3K, whose product is annotated as eukaryotic translation initiation factor 3 subunit K. NCBI's taxonomy places the organism in Eukaryota, Metazoa, Chordata, Lepidosauria, Squamata, Anguidae. Gene Ontology annotation, biological process: regulation of translational initiation. The transcript is spliced from 8 exons. Bases 53 to 709 code for a protein of 218 amino acids. Gene Ontology annotation, molecular function: ribosome binding; translation initiation factor activity. Gene Ontology annotation, cellular component: eukaryotic translation initiation factor 3 complex; cytoplasm. The record is from RefSeq and is a predicted model, not a curated record.